Camelina sativa (false flax) is the source of this 1623-nucleotide messenger RNA. RefSeq lists its product as uncharacterized. NCBI's taxonomy places the organism in Eukaryota, Viridiplantae, Streptophyta, Magnoliopsida, Brassicales, Brassicaceae. The record is from RefSeq and is a predicted model, not a curated record.
UUAUAGUAUAGUAUUUUUCUCCAUGAAAUUUGGUGAAAAGUCAUAAAGUAUAUAUAUUGUUCCAUUAUUUGUCUAAAAAAACAUCCUCCAUUGGCAUUAGAAGCUGAGAAGGCUGCUGUCAAAUACAGAGAGGAGAAGAGAAAAACAAAAAAACCCAAAAGCAAUUCCACAAACUUCAAAAAAAAAAAAAAGUUGUGAUUUGGUAAACAAAAAUCAAAAUUUUGCUUUCUUCGUUAGAAAUUAACAAACAAAAAAAAGACUUGGGAUUGAGAAGGUUAAGAAGUUUCAAGCUUUCUUUUUUGCUCUCUUCCAUGGCGUAAGAUGAUUCACUUGCUCAAAGUUUGUAUCUUUUUUAACAUCUGAUCAAAGGAGGGUUUGGGGUUUUGCUUUUGGAUUUUGAAGGGUUUGAUUUCUGAUUGUUAAAGUUUUAAUCUUUUUUUGUUUUAGUUGUGAAAUUUGGGUUUAGAUGGUGUGAAGGGUUUUAUAGGGUUUGUGUAUUUUGAUUAUGUGGAUGGCUACUCGAUCUAAUUCUGGGUUGGAGUCUUUGAAUUCUAUGAUGAGCCGUUACGCUUUUAAUUUCCAAACUAACAACUCUUCUGAGAUGAUUCCUAUGGGUCCUUACUUGGGGAUGAGUAUGAUCAAUGCUGCUACUUCUCCUGGAAGUUCUUCGAAUCCUCUUGAUUUAGUUUCUGGUCCCAAGCAUGAUACUUCCAUGGUUAGCGAAUGGUCAACUGAAGAACAAUACAAAUUGGAGGAUGGCCUUGAGAAGUACAAGGAUAAGCCAAAUAUCAUGAAGUAUAUUAAGAUUGCUAGUACUUUGCCUGACAAAAGCGUUCGAGAUGUGGCUUUGCGUUGUAGAUGGAUGACAAGAAAGAGAAGAAAAUCAGAAGAAUUAAAUUGUGGAAGAAGAACAAGUUCUAGCAAGGACAAGCAGGUGGAAUCGUCUUCUAAGUCGAGCAUACCCUCUGUUUUGCCCCAUAACAUGGCUUCGUACCCUUUCUCAAUGCCCUCUACAACAAUUACAUGUGAAGAUUUAAGUGGUUAUGCAAUAAAUCUCUUAGACCAGAAUGUACGAGCUUUUAGUCAAAUUAGAGCUAAUCUCUCCUCGUAUCAGGUAGAGGAUAACCUAGGUCUCUUUCGUCAGGCAAGGAACAACCUUAUGACCAUCCAAAAUGACAUGGAUAAAAUGCCUUGCUCGAUGCCAGCAUUGCCGGUCAAAAUCAGUGAUGAUCUCUCGGUGUUGUUAUUCAACUCAAUGCAAAGUGGUGGCUUCCAUUCGAAGCAGGAGCCUUUGGGGUGACAUAAGGAAAUCAUCUGGUUUCCCUUAAUUAUCUGUAAAUUAUCUUGAAGAAGCUGGAGGAGACACAAAAAAAGCUCAUCACAUGUUGCGAAGUUUGUAGAAAUGUGAUUCUUUCGUAACACCAACGAUCUUUAUUAAUGCUGCGUCGGAUGUUGAAACAUAUAAAGAGUGGACGAGUUCAAUUAGGUUCCGAACUAAAAACUCUCUUAACUAGGUUUCUAUUAGAUCAACUUUAGUUUAAUUAAUGUCUUGGAGGAUUUCUAAACGAUGUGUAUAAAAAGUAUUCUAUUGAAAAGAUAGAGAAGAGCGUGUUGAGGUUUGCA